AUGCUGGAUGGGAAUACUACUCCCAAAUCCCCAGGUGGGAAAGAUAAGGAACCAAGCAAUGCCAAUGGCAAUGAUAUUGAUCAUGUCGUGAAAGAUAAGGAACUGAGCAAUGCCAGUGGCAAUGAUUUUGAUCAUGUUGAUGAUAAGGAGAGUGGUGCAACAAGGAGCUUUACUAGAGAAAGAGAUCUAGAGAAUGGGAAAGAAGAUCAAGAUGACUCAGAAUCCACAUUGUCAUUAUGUGGAUCAUCGGCCUCUUCUGCCAGUACUGCAAAGAGGAGAGAAAGAGAGAGAAAGAAGGAAAGACAACUUAAAGCAAAGUUGAUAGCCUUACAUCAAACGAGUGAACUUGAGAAGAAACUGAGAACACUUCAAAAACAACAUGAAAUGGAACAAGCCGAACAAGAAAUACGAAUUGCAAAAGAAAAGGCUGAGAAUUUGAGAAAGAGUCAGCUUUUGAAGGAUGAAGAAGCGGAGAUUGAAAGACAAAAGACUGCUAUUCUCUUGCAAGCAGAAUUGAAGCUUCUACAACAAGAUUCAGAGGAAGAGCUACAGAAAGAGAUCAAGUUAGAGGUGACUCUUUCCGUGAUCGUGGACAAGAACGAGAACAAGUAA
Molecule: messenger RNA, 612 nt
Organism: Strongylocentrotus purpuratus (purple sea urchin)
Lineage: Eukaryota; Metazoa; Echinodermata; Echinoidea; Camarodonta; Strongylocentrotidae
Exons: 1
Coding region: 1-612 (203 amino acids)
Source: RefSeq, a predicted model, not a curated record